AUGGAGCCCAAAGAUCUCAACCUCAAAGUCAUGAGGAUAUCAAAACCGGUUCUUCACGAGCGCGUCCCGAUUUUCUCAGAAGAAGACAACGAUUUAGAAGAGUCUGAUGCCUCUGGACUUAGUUCUGCUUAUUUGAUGCCGAACUCUGUUGGCGACUUUUAUUUAGGAGAGCCCGCUCAUUUCUUGCUAUCCAUUCAAAACAUGUCUAAUCCACCGAUUCAGUUCUCCGAUGUGAAGGUCACCGUCCAGACAGAAUCAAGAAACGCCCCACGAACAAUAAAUGGCGACGUUGCAAUAGGCGUACUAGCACCAAAUGAGAUUCGAACGACACAAGUAAAAAUCGACUGCCGUUAUCCCGAAGAAAUGAACAUGCUUUGCGCAGUGGAGUACUCACGGGAUGGACAGCCGGGCAACUAUCGCCGCAAGUAUUUGCUCCCAGUUCGAAAGCCUUUUGACAUUUCUUGGCAAUGGACAGCUCUGGCGAAAGGGUCAGCAAUGCUCAAUGUAAUCAUCACCAACAAAGUUGUCGGACGUACUGUUCUGUUCCAAACUUGCGCGCUUAACAACAGUGCAGGGGAGAAAAGGUGCAACAUCACAGCGCUAAACAGUGGCGAGAAGAAGCCUAUCGAAGUGGACACGGUAUUUUCAAGAGGAUUCAUGGUUGAGUCUGUUGAUGGCAAUGAUUUCACCACAGAACUUCUUUCGCUCGAUUUGAAAUGGUUGCCUUCAAAUGGCCAAGUUGGACAUAUUCAGUAUUCGCAGAUAAAACCAAAGGUAGAGAAGAGGCCAAAGCUGGAACUUUCGAUUCACAACCUGGACGAUCAGCCUUUUCCACCCAAGUGCAACGAAGCCUUUUCAUUUUCUGUGUUUAUCUGCAAUCAGACUGAACGCGUUAUGGAAGUCGAAGUGCUUUUAGACAGUGAUGAGAGCGAGUCGAUCAAGUGGAACUGCGUUUCAAAGUUUGAUCUUGGCAAGCUUGCUCCUUCUGCUCAAAAAACAGUUUCUCUGAGCGCGAUUCCUCUUCUCAAAGGCUUCCACUCACUCCCGUCUAUCAUCGUCAACGAUCACUUGCUGAAUCAGACUUACGCCUUCCGCGAUUUCUACCGCGUCCCUGUCUCCUAG
Molecule: messenger RNA, 1122 nt
Organism: Oikopleura dioica
Lineage: Eukaryota; Metazoa; Chordata; Appendicularia; Copelata; Oikopleuridae
Source: the annotation of a GenBank genome assembly